Rattus rattus (black rat) is the source of this 1008-nucleotide messenger RNA. RefSeq names its product vomeronasal type-1 receptor 44-like. The record is from RefSeq and is a predicted model, not a curated record. The transcript has 2 exons. Lineage: Eukaryota; Metazoa; Chordata; Mammalia; Rodentia; Muridae. Gene Ontology annotation, biological process: G protein-coupled receptor signaling pathway. Gene Ontology annotation, cellular component: membrane. Bases 1 to 1008 code for a protein of 335 amino acids. Gene Ontology annotation, molecular function: pheromone receptor activity.
AUGUCUAUAGAGACCAUUCUGUGCCAGAAACAGUUCCAGGUUUAUUUGUUGCUAUUUGCUUCCUACACACAUACAAUGAAUAAAGACAACAUACUUCACACUGACACAAACAUAAAAAUCACCUUGUUCUCUGAAGUGAGUGUUGGGAUCUCAGCUAACAGUAUCCUGUUUUUUGCCCACCUUUCCAUGCUCCUUGGUGAGAACAGGCCCAAACCCAUUGACCUUUACAUUGCUUUCUUGUCCCUAACCCAACUAAUGCUGCUUAUAACUAUGGGCCUCAUAGUUCUGGACAUGUUUACGUAUCAGGGGAGAUGGGAUUCUACCACAUGCCAGUCCCUUAUCUAUUUGCACAGAUUUUUGAGGGGACUCACUCUUUGUGCUAUUUGUUCUCUGAAUAUCCUUUGGACUAUCAUUCUCAGUCCUAGAAGCUCCUGUUUAACAAAGUUUAAACAUAAAUAUCCCCAUCACAUCUCAGGUGUCUUUCUUUUCCUCUGUGUUUUCUAUAUGUCCUUUAGCAGUCACUACUUAGUAUCAAUUAUUGCUACCCCUAACUUGACUUCAGAUAAUUUUAUGUAUGUUACUCAGUCCUGCUCACUCCUACCCGUGAGUUAUUCCAGAAGAAGCAUGUUUUCCACACCGAUGGCCAUCAGGGAAGCCUUUCUUAUUACUAUCAUGGCCCUGUCCAGUGGGUACAUGGUGGCUGUCCUAUGGAGGCACAAGAAUCAGGCCCAGCAUCUUCAGAGCACCAGAGUUUCUACAAAAGCAUCCCCAGAGCAAAGAGCCAUCAGGACCAUCCUGCUGCUCCUGAUCUUUUUUGUGGUUCUCUACAUUUUGGAAAAUGUUGUCUUCUACUCAAGGAUGAAGUUCAAGGAUUGCUCUAUAUUCUUCUGUUUCCAUAUUAUUGUGUCCCAUAGCUAUGCCACAGUCAGUCCUUUUGUGUUCAUUUGCACUGAAAAGCGAAUAAUUAAGUUUUUGAGGACAAUGUUUGACAGAAUAGCACAUAUUUGA